AUGAGUGUUGGACGUCGAAGAAUAAAGUUGUUGGGUAUCCUGAUGAUGGCAAAUGUCUUCAUUUAUUUGAUUGUGGAAGUCUCCAGAAGCAGUAACCAAGAAAAAAAUGGAAAGGGGGAAGUAAUCAUACCCAAAGAAAAGUUCUGGAAGAUAUCCAACCCUCCCACCGCGUACUGGAACCGAGAACAAGAAAAGCUGAACCGGAGGUACAAUCCCAUCCUGAGCAUGCUGGCCAACCAGACCGGGGACGCGUCCGGGCUCUCCAACAUAAGCCAUCUGAACUUCUGCGAACCCGACCUGAGGGUCACCUCGGUCAUCUCGGGCUUCAACGAUCUGCCGGACCGGUUUAAAGACUUCCUGCUGUAUCUGAGAUGUCGCAACUACUCGCUGCUCAUCGAUCAGCCGGAUAAGUGUGCGAAGAAACCCUUCCUGCUGCUGGCGAUCAAGUCCCUCACCCCCCAUUUCGCCAGGAGGCAAGCGAUCCGGGAAUCGUGGGGCCGAGAGACCAGCGCGGGGAACCGGACGGUGGUGCGGGUCUUCUUGCUGGGCCAGACGCCCCCGGAGGACAACCACCCCGACCUGUCCGACAUGCUGAAGUUUGAGAGCGAGAAGCACCAGGACAUUCUCAUGUGGAACUACAGAGACACGUUCUUCAACCUGUCCCUGAAGGAGGUGCUCUUCCUGCGCUGGGUGAGCACGUCCUGCCCCGGCGCUGAGUUCGUGUUCAAGGGCGACGACGACGUCUUUGUGAACACCCACCAUAUCCUGAAUUACUUGAAUAGCUUGUCCAAGAGCAAAGCCAAAGACCUGUUCAUAGGGGACGUGAUCCACAACGCGGGGCCCCACCGGGACAAGAAGCUGAAGUACUACAUCCCGGAGGUGGUCUACGCCGGCGUGUACCCGCCUUACGCCGGGGGAGGCGGGUUCCUGUACUCCGGCCGCCUGGCGCGGAGGCUGUACAAUGUCACCGACCAGGUCCUCCUGUACCCCAUCGACGACGUCUACACUGGGAUGUGCCUUCAGAAGCUGGGCCUCGUUCCAGAGAAGCACAAAGGCUUCAAGACAUUCGACAUCGAAGAGAAAAAGAGGAAUAACAUUUGCUCCUAUCUCGAUCUGAUGUUAGUCCAUAGCAGAAAACCUCAAGAGAUGAUUGAUAUUUGGUCUCGGUUGCAAAACGCUCAUUUAAAUUGCUGA
Messenger RNA from Pipistrellus nathusii (Nathusius's pipistrelle), 1194 nucleotides. NCBI's taxonomy places the organism in Eukaryota, Metazoa, Chordata, Mammalia, Chiroptera, Vespertilionidae. The record is from the annotation of a GenBank genome assembly.